CUCAGAGACAAAGGAGCACCAAACCUGACUCGCGUGGAGCUCAGCGCUGAAAUAAGAAGCUUUAGAGACUCGUGGUCAGCUCAACGUCACCGCGUUUUAGCGUUUCCUCAUACGCGCAAAACUACAACAGAAAAACUUUCGGGGGGCAUUUCUGAACUAUCUAUUUUUUGAAUUACUUUUAGCUGCAUUUGGACUCCCGGUCAGAUAUCUGGAUCGGUGCUGGUUCUUAUGCCUUUGACAGUUUCUUACCAAAUAUAGCCACUGUUAAUGCUGGAGUGUCCUUGACGGAGCUGAGCGGUCCUAAAUUGGGUAUUUGCAGCGCUGCCAAAGUUUAUAAUUAAAUUCUCCAAACAUUUUGGAGUCCUAACGGUGUGUAUAUAUUUUUUUACAACACAUUUAGUCUAAUUAGCAAAUUGGAUGAUUCGUUGUUGUGCUUUUUAUAAGGUGGCGCAUAUUUCCUGCCUAUUGUGAACUGCAGCGUGUUGGUUUAAAACUCGCUCUGUAGCCGAUGCUCCCAAAAAGAAGCCAUUUUUAAGUCUUUGAACUACAGUCAUUGAACACGAGCUGCUUAACCGGCUCUGGGCUAAAGCUUUUGAACCCGGGCACACACAUUUUGGCACCUUUUUUGUUUCUUUUGUUCUCAAAUCCCUCACGAUGACUUUUGGUGCGUCUGGCUCUUGGCGCGGUGGAUGUUCCUCGGCUCGGUUGUUCCUCCUCUCCACCACCUAUGUGUUGGUGCUGGCGCUGGCAGGAGCCGAACAGGCCCAGCCGGGCGGGGGGAGCCCUCCGCCGGUCACCCUCGGCACUCUGAUCUCGGGAAGCUGCCUGGAGGUCCAGCGGUACGCGGAGUCAGUGGUGGGGAGCGGCGUGAUCCGGUCAGCUGCCGAGUUUUUGCAAAUGGUGAUCCGAUUCCUCGCUGAAGGAGCUGCCAGCGGCCUGAACGUCAUCGCUGUUUACGUCGCAGAGAUCCUCCGGGUCACAGGAUUUGAUGUUGCUCUUACUUUGCCCCGCUUCACUCCGGAGGGCGUGGCGGCCAUCGCCCAGUGGGGUCUGGUGGCCCUCAUUGGAUACUGGGUGCUGACCAUCGUUCUCCGUGUGCUCAUUUGCUUGGUGAAGCGGGUGUUCUGGGUGGUGAAAACCGUCUUGGCGCUCUGGCUUUUCGGACUAAUCGUGACGGAGAAGAACGCCACCGCAGACACCACAGCGGUCCGAGUGGGGGGCCUGGUGCUGGGAUGUGUCCUGUUGACUCUGCUCACUUCCUGCUCUGAAAAGACUUGUACAGUGGAGCAGAGGCUGAGCACCCUCGAGGGCCGGGUGAAGGGUGUUGAGAAGAAGAAAGGGGAAUAGAGAUGGACAAAAGUGGUGGAAAUGUCUUUUAAGAAAACAAUAUCAUUGAUGUUUUCUAUAUGUUUGUUAAACUUUUAUGGGAAAUAAAGUAAUCUGUGGGAUUUUUAAACGAGAAAUGCACUCUUUGUUUGCAGAGAAGAGAGAGAGAAAGCCAAAAUAAUGACACCACAGAUUAUUUGUACUAUAAUAAAAAACUGUAAUCACUGACACACAAAAGUAGUACAAGGGCUACAAUAGCAAGACCAUUUUGUAGAUCUACGAAUAAAAAUGAAGGCAACAUUUUA
Messenger RNA from Trematomus bernacchii (emerald rockcod), 1631 nucleotides. RefSeq names its product transmembrane protein 109-like. The transcript is spliced from 3 exons. The coding region runs from base 655 to 1347 and encodes 230 amino acids. Gene Ontology annotation, biological process: intrinsic apoptotic signaling pathway in response to DNA damage by p53 class mediator; cellular response to gamma radiation. The record is from RefSeq and is a predicted model, not a curated record. NCBI's taxonomy places the organism in Eukaryota, Metazoa, Chordata, Actinopteri, Perciformes, Nototheniidae.